Molecule: messenger RNA, 1113 nt
Organism: Eurypyga helias (sunbittern)
Lineage: Eukaryota; Metazoa; Chordata; Aves; Eurypygiformes; Eurypygidae
Gene: MCPH1
Product: microcephalin 1
Exons: 11
Biological process (GO): mitotic cell cycle
Source: RefSeq, a predicted model, not a curated record
AAACAAACCUGCUCUGAUUUAUUACACAGAUGUCGAGAAACUCGAGUACAUGUUGAUGAGUCUUUAUUUCCUGCAGUGGACACUAAUGAAGGAUUACCACUACCGAUCAAAAAACACAGAUGUAUGCAGCCAAAACACUUUGUUGAAAAAUCUCCAAGAAAUGAUAGAAAGCUCCAGAGAAGACUGGACCAGAUGGCUAAAGAAUUAGCUGUACAGAAGUUAGCAGUUAACGCUGAAACUGAUGUACCAGUUUUGUUAUUUGAAGACGAUGGUUCACUUGUAUACAGCCCUGUUAAUAAGAUAAAAGAUCAGUGCAGUGCAAUGCAAAGAAGAAUAAACGAGAUGAAGAAAAAAAGAGAGCAUCUUUCUCCUACUGCUUCACAAGUGUCUCCGAUACCUCCAAGUAGUUCACCAGGAGACUGCCCACUGUCUACUUGUGUCUUAACUAAUUCAGAACAUGCAUUGAUACCAGGAGAACAAAUGGAAGUCUGCUUGAACUCAAGUUAUGAUUAUCUUUGUGGAAGUGAUGAAUUAAAGAGACAGAAAACAGAGGUGGUAAAACAUGCGUGUGGUACUUGGACUGAUAGUCACGUAUCCAUGAGUGCAUCAGUUAAUUCUCCCUCACAUAGCUAUGAGGACAAGAGCUUAACACCAAAACAACACAGAAGAAUCUCAAUUGGUGAUGAAAACGAAGUUUCAGAGUAUCAUGUUACUGAUGGCUCUUGCAAAGUUUUUAAUGAACAAAAGAAUAAGCACAAUGGGGGGUUAAGAAAAACUAGAAGACUCCAAAAGACAACAAGGACACUAGUUAUGACAAGUAUGUCUCCUGAGAAGCAAAAUAUAGUAAUUGAGGUGGUGAAUAAACUGGGAGACUUUUUGUUCUCAGAUGAUGUAUGUGAAACAACAAGUCAUGUAGUUACAGGGAGUCCUCGUCGUACCUUGAACGUUAUGCUGGGAAUUGCUCGUGGGUGUUGGAUUGUUUCUUAUGAAUGGGUUCUGUGGUCUUUGGAAUUGGGUCACUGGAUCUCAGAGGAACCAUAUGAGCUUUCAUCCAGCUUCCCUGCAGCUCCUCGUGGUCCUCUUGUAGAGGAACAAAGUCAGUGUCCAAGGUGA